Oncorhynchus gorbuscha (pink salmon) is the source of this 3333-nucleotide messenger RNA. Its product is annotated as TBC1 domain family member 24-like. The record is from RefSeq and is a predicted model, not a curated record. NCBI's taxonomy places the organism in Eukaryota, Metazoa, Chordata, Actinopteri, Salmoniformes, Salmonidae. The transcript is spliced from 9 exons. The coding region runs from base 631 to 2370 and encodes 579 amino acids.
GUCAACAUUCAAAUGAUUUCUUUAUUUUUCCAAAGGCACAGUCAUUGAAUUUCUUCAAUAAGUCUGGAAUUAUCCCACUGUUCAGUUACAGCUGGAACAGCUUGCCUGAAGUGCUUUGCUGCUGACGCCGUCCGGACCAUAUGAUUUUCCUGGGUUGACACCACUGGACAAAUUUUUCCGUCUCUCUGUCAAAACCUUGAAGAGAGGUUUGGUCUGGGUGGAGGAAACACACAACAGUGGUGUCAUCUACAUAUACAAAAAGUGUGGCUUGCGCCAGAGGCUUGACAAUUGUUUGUGUACAAUAUCAGUGACGAUAUUGUUCAGCAUGACCAGUAACUUAUCAUCAACAUUCCUGGAGGCAUGGUAAUCAGCGACUUCUUCCUUAAGUCUGGAAUUAUCCCAGUGUUCAUUGACCGCUGGAACAGCUUCUGGAACGGAAAUGUGAGCUGGUCUGCGCAUGCCUGAAGUGCCUUGCUGCUGACGCCGUCUGGACCAUAAGGUUUUUUGAACAUCAUGGACGGUUGAGAAACACACCCUUGACAUAUCUUUAGUGAGGAGCACAAAGGCUAGUUAGACUAGGCUAUAUUCCAGACCAGACCCCUCAGCCGCAGUCCAGAAGCUAAUGCAGCCAUGGCUGAGGAGGACUAUGGCUGCUUUGUGGACUGGACCCAAAUGGGGGACAUGGCCAAGAGCAGUGGCACCUCCAAAUUGGACGUUAAGGACCACGUGGAGCUCAAAAAGCUGGCCAGGCAGGGUUACUGGUCCAAGAACCACAAGCUCCGUGCCCAGGUCUACCAGCAACUCAUUAAGGCAAUCCCCUGUCGAACCGUGACACCCGACGCCGAGGUCUACCGCGACCUCAUGGGCGACGACACAGGUAAAAAAGCCUUGUCCUCCAUCCCACUGCCAGACUUUGUGGACGGCAGCGCUGUGCCGCACUACUGCCUCAUGGCAGACGCAGUGACCGUCGUCCACCGGGUCAUCUCCUGUCUGGAGGGACAGUUCCCGGACAUCUCGCACUGCCCGGCGCUGCCCGCGAUGACAGCCCUCCUGCUGCACUUCAGUGCCAAUGAGGCGCAGUGCUUCGAGCACAUCAGCCGUCUGCUGGCCUGCAAUGAGCCGGGCCAACACUUUGUAGACCAGACCUUCCUGGCCUAUGAGUCCAGCUUCAUGACCUUUGGCGUCCUGGCCAACAAGUACUGCCCGGCAGCUCACAAGCUCAUAGUGGCUACAGCGCAGGACGUGGUGGCGGUGUACUCGGACUGGCAACGCUGGGUGCUAGGUGACCUGCCCUUCAGCCACGUGGCAAGGGUCCUAGACGUCUUCCUGGUGGAAGGAUACAAGGUGUUGUACCGCGUUGCCCUGGCCCUGCUCAAGUUCUACCGCAAGCAGAAGGCCGGGGAUGGAACACAGCAAUCAGAGGGCCAAAAACAGGACUCUGUGGGGGUCAAGGCAGAGAUCCAGGCAUUCGUCAAGGCCAUCGGCUCCUACAUCACCCCGGACAAGCUGCUGGAGAAGGCCUUCUCUAUCCGCUUGUUCAGUCGCAAAGAGAUCACUCUCGUGCAGCUCACCAACGAGAAAUCGCUGCAGCAGAAGGGCAUCACUGUCAAACAGAAGAGGCGGACCGUGCAGCUGGCUCUGAACCCGGACACCUUCUCCUCUGAGGUAGUCAGCGCCAAGGAGAUGAAGGACAUCUGGUCGUGGAUCCCCGAGCGCUUCGCCCUAUGCGAACCGCAGCUCCUCUUCACCACCUCAACCCAUGGCUGCAGCCUCAACAGGUUCUACGCUCAUGUCGAAGGCUAUGAGCCCACUCUGCUACUCAUCCGGACCUGUGAAUCUGACGUAUGUGGAGCCUUCCUCUCUACAGAUUGGGAGGAGCGCAAGCGAGGCGGGAACAAACUCGGCUUCUUUGGGACCGGAGAAUGUUUCAUCUUCAGGCUGAAGCCGGAGAUGGAGAGGUAUGAGUGGGUGGUGAUCCGUCACCCGGAGCUAGCCUCCACCAUCAAGGGUCAGAGCAGCGAGGUCCCUGCCGAGGACGAGGCUCCCCCCGACAAGCAGAACUCGGACGGCAACCGCCUUCCCGUGGAAAGGCCAGCCGCUGACCCAUCUGAUCGCCUGUCGCCCUUCCUCUCAGCCCGACACUUCCAUCUCAACUCCAGGAACACCUCCAUGUUCAUGGCGGGAAACUUUGACUCCAUCAUAGUGGGGGGAGGCGAGGGCAACGCGCUGUACAUCGACAGUGAGCUAAACCACGGACGCACAGCCCGCUGCACCACCUUUGACAACCCACCGCUCUGCUCCACCGAGAGCUUCCAGGUGGCCCUGCUGGAGGUGUGGGGCUUCAAGGACACCAUGGCCUCAGAUAGAUAGACACUCACAGUUCGAGAUACACACAUCCCACCAAGGGCCUGAUGAAGCUACCUGCAGUAUCAGAACAAACCACUUUCCGUCCAGCAAAUUCAUUUAUCCAUUGAACUCUACAUAAAUGUGAAAUAUAUGUAUUUAUUCAUGUAAAACAAGUAUCAUAUUCUGAAAGUGUUUUUGUGUGAUUCUUUUUUUACAGAUGUUUUAUUACAUUGUGUUCCUAUUUUUGUUGAAUCUCAUUGAGGGGUUUGAUGGCGAAAAGCAGCUCUGUUGUCUGGAAUGAUCACAUGUCAUCAUUUUACACACUCAAGUAACGUCAUUUCUGUGUUCACUUUAUAUCUACUCCUUAAUUUGUGCAAUCUGGUUAUGCACCAAACCAACUGCCAAAAUGGUGGUAAGCAGGCCUAUAAGGCCUGUAUUCACUAUAUCGACAGGCAGUCUACCCAGCUGUCAGAACUGCUGAAGUAUGGCUGUUGUGCGGCCAUAUUCUCAACAGAUGUCUUAGCUCUGAGCACAGCAGUAUAUUAGAGAGGCCCCUUUGUAAAGUAUGUGAAUAUUGUUCUUUGACUGUGUUUCAUUGAUAGUGUGAAAGGGUUAUCAGGUGAGAUGAAGACCAUAUCCACGUCCCUCAUCAUUUAGCUGCACAAUCUGUGGUAAAGCUAUCUGUGUCAGUAAUGCAGUAUUCAUCUGUCUUUCUAUUUCUCUAUCCGUCCUACAAACAAUAUCAUCCAAAAAAUUGCAGAAUAUGUACGUUCUUGUGCAGACUCAACUGUAUAUCAUUGAAUAUCUGUGUUGUAUUGAAGAAAGUCCUCCAGUGAAGUAUUGAUUGAAAAAUUACAGCUACUCAUACAGUUGAAGUCUGAAGUUUACAUACACCUUAGCCAAAUACAUUUAAACUCAAUUUCACAAUUCCUGACAUUUCAUCUGGGUAAAAAUUCCCUGUCUUAGGUCAGUUAGGAUCACCACUUU